AUGCAAGAGAGAAGCACCCCACGUUUGGGCACUAAAGGGGUAAGCUCUUACCCAUACCUUGUUAAGCGAGAUGUCUACAAUGAGGAGACCUUCCAGAAGGAGCACAGAAGGAAGCUCAGUUCCUCUGUCAGCCUGAAUAUAGACAUUACCACCUUCAAGCACCAUGUCAAAUGCAGUUGCUCAUGGAAAAAUUUACAAAAAUGCUUACUUACCCUCUUUCCCUGCUUAAAAUGGGCGUGUUUUUACCGCUUCAAGGAUUGGUUUCUUGGAGACAUAAUUGCUGGUAUAACUGUUGGCAUUGUACAAAUCCCUCAAGGUUUGACACUCAGUUUGCUGACAAGGCAACUGAUUCCACCUCUCAAUGUCGCAUAUGGAGCUUUUUGCUCUUCGAUAAUUUAUGCAAUUUUUGGAUCAUGUCAUCAUAUGUCCAUUGGUUAUUUCUUCCUUGUAAGCGCUCUCAUGGUCAAUGUCCUCAAGAUGUACCCUUUCAACAGAGGCCACUUAUUGAUGGGAACUUUCCUCAGCGAGGACUUUUCUCAACCCCACUUCUUACCAGCCUAUAACAAAUCCUUGAGUGUGGUGGCCUCUACAACUCUUCUGACUGGAAUUAUUCAGUUGACGAUGGGCAUGUUAGGGUUUGGCUUCAUUGCGACUUACCUACCGGAGGCCAUCAUUAAUGCGUACCUGGCCGCCACAGCGCUGCAUGUUGUACUGAGUCAGUUUACCUCCAUCUUUGGACUUAUGAUCACUUUCCACUCCGGCCCUGUCGCCUUCUUCUCUAACUUAAUUAACUACUGCAUCGGUAUCCCCAAAGCCAAUUCCACCAGCAUUCUGCUAUUUCUAACUGCUAUGGUGAUUCUGAGAAUGAACAAAUGUGUCCGAAUCUCCUUCAAUCAAUAUCCCAUGGAAUUUCCCAUGGAAAUCUUUAUGAUUAUUAUCUUCACUGCACUUUCAAGCAGAAUCACCAUGGCCUCAGAAACCAGUACAACGCUCAUUGAAAUGAUUCCUUAUCGCUACCAGCUUCCUGUAGUGCCAGAUUUAAAAGUUUUUCCUGACAUUGUUAUAGAAGCCAUGUCCUUAGCUAUAGUGAGUUCUUCUCUGCUCAUAUUUAUGGGCAAGAAGUUUGCCACUUUUCAUAACUACAAAGUCAAUUGCAAUCAGGAUAUAAUAGCCAUUGGUCUUUGCAAUGUCGUCAGUUCAUUUUUCAGAUCUUGGGUAUGUACUGGUGCCAUUAUCAGAACUGUUAUCCAGGAUAAAACUGGAGGACGACAACAGUUUGCCUCUAUGAUUGGCGCCAUUGUGAUGCUGCUUCUGAUGUUGAAGAUAGAUAGCUUUUUCCACAGCAUGCCAAAUGCUAUACUGGCCGGGAUUCUUCUGAGCAACAUCGUCCCCUACUUUCAAACUAUUUGCGACCUGCCCAACCUGUGGAAGCAGAGCACAUAUGAUUUUGUUAUUUGGAUAUUUACCUUCACAACUGCACUUUUCCUAGGUCUGGACCUAGGCCUGCUUGUGUCCAUCAUCUUUACCUUCUUCAUCAUAACUGUUCGGUCACACAGCUCUAAGCUUUUAAUCCUGGGUCAGAUCCCCAACACCAACAUUUACAGAAGUUUCAAUGACUAUCGGGAGGUUGUAAGCCUUCCCGGCGUGAAAAUCGUCCAGUGUUGUAACUCCAUCACCUUCGUGAACGUGUACCACCUCAAGCGCUUGCUCUUAAAGGAGACUGAUUUGAUAAAGAUUCCCCUCAAGGAAGAGAACAUUCACAGGAUGUUUAAACAAGAAGGCACUACUAGUAGGUACCCGAAUGAGAAGAUCUGUCAUUGUGCCUGCGUCUGUGAAGAACAAGAGCCAACUUCCAAGGUUCCUUACACAGAAAUCUAUGAAAGUAGACAGGACCAUGAAGCGACCUCCCUUAACCUGAUCCACUGCAUACGCUUUGGCAGCGCAGGCACACUCCCAGAUUAUUAUGACCAGCAGAUACAGUGCUCACUGUCUAACUCCGGUCUCCAACUGCAAGGACAAACCAACAAUGAGACCACCAAAAAUUGGGAUCCUGGGAACCCUUCUGAAAACGUGACAGUUCCUGACUCUCCUGAGAAUCAAGGCCAGAACAGAGUCCCCCUUUAUUCAGAUUCAUUUCUUCAACCCGGUAUCCACACCAUCAUCCUGGAUUUCACCAUGGUACAUUUUGUGGAUGCACAGGCUUUAAUCAUAUUGAGACAGAUGUGCAAUGCUUUUCGAAAUGCCAACAUUCUGGUACUUAUUGCGGGAUGCCACUCUUCUGUGGUCCGGGGAUUUGAGAUCAAUGAUUUCUUCGAUGAAGGCAUUACAAUGACCCAGCUGUUUCUAACCGUACACGACGCAGUACUGUUUGCCUUGUCAAGGAAGUUGUCUGAUGGCUCUGAAUUGAGCUUGGAUGAAAAUGAGACAGUGGUGCAGGAUACCUUCAUGGAAACAGACAAGAUGGAUCAGACAAUGAGUCACACUAUGGUGGACUAUUCCCAAAAUAAGCCAUCCUUUAUGAGCAUGGAACCAAUCAUGGAAGAAGAGUCAGAUCUAGACAUGGACCUGAAAUACUUACUGGAUCUAAAGCAAGAUAAGGUACAUGGAAAUGAACCUAAAGAAUCUGAGCUGGAGACUGAAUCUGAGCUGGAGCCUGAAUUUGUGCCUCUAACACAGCCUAAACCCAAGUCAAUGUUUGCUUACCCCAUGCCAGAAUACUGGCCUCCACAAACAUCCUCAUCUUCUAUAUCCCCAAGUAGGACUUGGACGGUAGUCAAAAGGCCUACAAAGUCAAAUAAGUCUACUAAUACUUAA
Suncus etruscus (white-toothed pygmy shrew) is the source of this 2814-nucleotide messenger RNA. RefSeq names its product solute carrier family 26 member 8 (gene SLC26A8). Gene Ontology annotation, cellular component: membrane. NCBI's taxonomy places the organism in Eukaryota, Metazoa, Chordata, Mammalia, Eulipotyphla, Soricidae. Gene Ontology annotation, biological process: transmembrane transport. The coding region runs from base 1 to 2814 and encodes 937 amino acids. Gene Ontology annotation, molecular function: chloride transmembrane transporter activity; sulfate transmembrane transporter activity; oxalate transmembrane transporter activity. The transcript has 19 exons. The record is from RefSeq and is a predicted model, not a curated record.